Ahaetulla prasina is the source of this 1078-nucleotide messenger RNA. RefSeq names its product protein AHNAK2-like. The transcript has 2 exons. The record is from RefSeq and is a predicted model, not a curated record. Lineage: Eukaryota; Metazoa; Chordata; Lepidosauria; Squamata; Colubridae. The coding region runs from base 12 to 374 and encodes 120 amino acids. Gene Ontology annotation, cellular component: costamere; cytoplasm; nucleus. Gene Ontology annotation, biological process: regulation of RNA splicing.
GGAAGUUCCAAAUGCCCAAGUUCCAUAUGCCCAAAUUUGGAAUUUCAAUGCCCAAAGGGAAAGGUGUCCCAGAGGCAGAAAUCAGCGUUCCUCCUGUGGAAGCAGAGCUGCCAAAGACAGAACUCAAAGCAGAAGUGACACUGCCCUCUGCUGAGCUUGGGACCGAACUUAAGCUUCCAAAAGUGGAGGUAGAUGCCCCUAGUUUGGACGUGGAGAUUGGAGAUGCGGGCAAAAUCAAAAUGCCUGAACUGAAGGUGCCUAGCGUCAAGGUCCCCAAGCUCAAAGGGCCAGAAGUAGGGAUCUCCCUGCCAAAGGUUGAGACUGACAUCACCCUUCCAUCUGAAGAUAUUUUAUAUUACAUAAUCAGGUGCUAAGAUUUAAGCAGCAAUAAUAUAAAAAAUGAAAUUAAUUGACAUAAGAGAAAAAAUAAACUUAAGAUGCCAAAAUUCAACUUUUCCUUAGUUGGACUUCAAGAAAGAAACUAGUGGUUUCACUGCUAUUAAUGCAAGCAGAGAAGAUCCCUCAUUUACAGUUUAAACGAAAGAAUAGAAUUUUUAAUUAAAACUGACUAUAGAGAAAAUGACUAUUAGAAGGCUUCAUUCUAGUUUGCCAAAAAUGAAAGAUUAUAAAGCUGAAAUACCUAUAUGCUGUCACUGAAUAAUGACAUGACAGUGUCUGUUUCUAAAGAAGAAAAAGAUAUUUCACAAGAAACAUUAGAUAAAGAAAUCAUUGACAAUGAUAUAAAAAAGUAUUAAAAUGACCAAAGUUAAGGUUCCAAGCAGAGAAAAUUUUAGAUUAGCAAUUAAAGCUUCUACAGUAGAUAUGGAAAUCAGUUUACCUACAGUCUUAAUUCCUUCACUCAAUGUCAGUUCUUAAAAUGAGAGUUAUAACCAGAUGAUGUUGAUGACAGAAAUGAUAAAUCAGUAGCAGGAAUCAAGGUUCCUAAAAUGAAAGUAUUGGGAAUUAAAGUAGAAAGACUGAAAUAUUUGUAAGUGGAAUAGAAAUUAAAAUUAAAACCUAAAGUUGUAUAUAAGAAAAUUAAAAGGUAAAAUUUCAAAUGGCUAACUCUGGGAUCUCA